UCAUGUGACUAUUGUUCGCAUUGACUCAAUGCCGAUAUAAACAGCCUGUCAGAUCAGGUGGGACUACCAGACAUGGCUGGUGGUUGGAUAAUGAGACAUGCACUAGAGACUAGCGUGAAAGCUCAACUCCUCAUUAAUUAGCGGUGCGGGGAGAUGAAAGACCCUGAAAGACCCUGAACAACGGCAAAUUAUCUUCCCUCACCCAUCGUAGUCAACGCAAUCGAACCAGCCCCCACGCGAACAUGGCGGGAAACUUCAAGGUCCUGAUCGCCGGCGGCAGCCUGGUCGGCCUGACCCUGGCCAUCAGUCUGGAGCACGCGGGAAUCGAUUACGAGCUCUUCGAGAAAGGGGACUUCGCUCCCCAGCUGGGCGCCUCCAUAGGCUUCUACCCGCAAUCGAAUCAGCUGAUGGAUCAACUAGGCGUCUGGUCUGAGAUUGAGAAAGUCGUGAUCCCCUUGCGGGCGCGAUAUCACUUCGACGAGAACGGAUACUGCAUGGAGGCAUCUAUUGCUUUGCAGUAUCUUCAGCAGUACCUGAAAUAUCCGACCAUCUUCAUGGAACGCAGCGAGAUGCUGCGGAUCCUCCACGACCGCAUCGCGGAUCCCAUGAAGCUCCACAGCCAGAGUCCCGUCGUUGCGUACGAAGAGACCCCUGGGGGUAUUGCAGUGACGACAGCCGAUGGCCAGAGGUUCCAGGGGAGUAUUUUGGUUGGAGCCGAUGGAAUUCAUAGCCGCGUCCGGCAGCUCAUGGCCGAUAAGAUCCAUCCCACAGACGUUGCUCUCGCAGAAGGCAUCGAGCAAUCAUUCACCAGUGAAUACAAGUGCCUUUUCGCGGUCUCGCGCAACGACCCCGCAGCCCCCUUCCUUCCCGACGGGACCGUCCACAACGUCUACCACCAGAACCACUCCGCGUUAGCCGCCACAGGCGUCCCAGGCCUCGUCUUCUGGUUUCUCUUCGUCAAAGUCCCCAACAUGUGGACGCCCAACUGUCCCCGGUUCACCGAAGCCGACGCGGACGCCUUGGCUCACGAAUACGGCCACGUCGCGCCGGGGCCGGGCUACACCAUUCGGGACCUAUGGACCGCCCGCGUGAAGGGGUCUUUGGUCUCGCUGGAAGAAGGGAUCGUCUCGCAGUGGAGCCACGGCCGCGUCCUGCUGCUCGGCGAUGCGGCACACAAGGUCACCCCCAACGCCGGCUUCGGCGGCAAUCUCGCCCUUGAGGGCGUGGCGCAUCUCACCAAUGCCCUGGUCGCGUUACUGCAGGACUGCGGCCCCCGCACGGCCCCGGAAGUUGAGCAGCUUGGGGCUCUCUUUGCGGAGUUCGACCGGAGCCACCGUCCGCGCGCGACGGCGGUUCUGGGGUUGUCCGCGAAGAUCACGCGGUACGAGGCCCAGGAGACCGGGUUCCUGCGCUUCGCCGCCCGGUACUUGUCGCCUGUGAUUCCGGAUCGGUGGAAGGCUGCGCUAUUCGCGCGCUUUGCGUCCGGAGCACCGAGGUUGGAGUUUUUACCCAUCAAGACGGCGGCAGCGGCGGUGGCGACGGCCUGUGUUGGGAGAAGUGUUCGAGAGCAAGAUAAAGGAACGGGCAAGGUGUGGCUUGGAGUUGGGCUGGUUGGUGUGGUUGCGGCGGUGGGGCUGGCUACAUCUCGAAGAUAGAACUGCUGCUCUGUCAUACUCCUCUACACUGAACCUAUUCAAUGGUAGUGAGAGCCUAGAACCUGGAGAGAAAGGGUGUGGGUUAGACUGCCGAUGUAGAACAGGUCUACCCUGCCAUUCUGUCCUAUCCCUUCCUGCUUUUCCACCGUU
Messenger RNA from Aspergillus brunneoviolaceus CBS 621.78, 1805 nucleotides. Its product is annotated as FAD-dependent oxidoreductase. Gene Ontology annotation, molecular function: FAD binding. Lineage: Eukaryota; Fungi; Ascomycota; Eurotiomycetes; Eurotiales; Aspergillaceae. The transcript is spliced from 3 exons. The record is from RefSeq and is a predicted model, not a curated record. Bases 243 to 1655 code for a protein of 470 amino acids.